AUGUCGCCCUCUCUCCUCACCCUCCUUCUCCUGAUCCCCUCACUCUCGAUCGCGCUCGCAGCCCCUGCUCCUGCUCCCGAACCCUUCGCGAUCCCGCUCCACCUCUCCAUUCCCCCCUCUCCACGCUCAGCCGACCCUAACGAAGUCCUCCUCACCCACUCCCACUCCCACAUCGCACGGUCGAUCGAUGCGUCCCUCGCUUCCCGCUCCCUUGUCUCGCGAAACGCCCUCGAUCCGACUUGGCUGCUCCGCGAAGAAGCCAAGAUCGACACGCGCUAUAACGAUGGGCUUGGAGACUUUGCCUCGCUCAUCGCCUUGCCACGUCUAGGCGCUCGGGCCGGCGAGGUGCAGUUGACAAACCAUAAUCUGGAUGCUAGCUAUUCGGGUCAGGUUUCGGUAGGAACGCCAGGCCAGGCGUUCGACGUAGUGUUGGACACGGGAAGUGCGGACUUGUGGAUCACGGGGAGUGGGUGUUCAGGGUGCGGUUCGCAGAAGAAGUUCAACGCAGCGGCGAGCUCUUCUCACGUCACCUCCAACAACUCCUUUGGUAUCCAAUACGGCUCAGGCAGCACCGCCGGCCACCUCGUUCAGGACACCGUCUCCCUGGGCGGCUACUCGGUCGCUUCCCAGACAUUCGCCAUCAGCGACUCGAUGUCCAGCGGCCUCAUCUCGGACUCGCUCAGCGGUAUCAUGGGUCUCAGCUUCGCCGCUCUCGCCUACUCCAGGGCUAUCCCAUGGUGGGUUAACCUGGUCCAGUCGGGUGCAUGGUCCCAACCGCUCUUCGGCUUCUACCUCGCUCGAUACCGCGAUGUCGCCGGUGCGAGCCGGCUCGAGGGGAACGGCGGGAAGGCUACCUUCGGCUACCUCGACUCGAGCCUCUACUCGGGCGGUAUCACCUACGUGAAUGUGCCCAGCGGAGCGCAGUACUGGCAGAUCCCCAUGGACUCCGUCAGUAUGCAAGGCACCUCCAUCUCCCUCAGCGCCGGCAACAGCGUCGCGGUCGACACCGGAACCACCCUCAUCGGCGGGCCCUCAGCUACCGUCGCCUCCAUCUUCGCUGCCAUCCCCGGCUCGCGCCAAAUGUCGGGCUCCUACCGCAACUACUACGAAUACCCCUGUACCACCAAGAUCGACUUCCAGCUCGCCUUUGGCGGGUUCACCAUCAAGGUCACAGACCGAGACUUCAACCUCGGUCGGUACGGCACGGACCAAAACUACUGUACCGGCGCGGUCUUCAUCCAGAACUUGCCGGCUGGUAGUCCCGUCCAGUGGAUCGUCGGCGACAGUGCGCUCAAGAAUGUGUACUCGGUCUACCGGUUCAACCCUCCCGCGGUGGGCUUCGCGCAGCUCGCCGGUGCUAGUGGCGCGACUCCGUCUGCUACGGCGGCGGUCAUCCCCUCCGGCGGAUCCCUCGACGAUGGAAAUCCAGGAAUGGCAGAGACAGCCUCGGUCGCGUCGGCUCUGCCGACAUCCAAGUCGUCGGGCUCGGCCUCCAAGUCGGGCUCAGCGGGCGGAGUCGUAGUCGCCACGGUCACGGCCGUGGUCACUGCAGGAGAUGCCAAUGCUAUCGCCGGCGCAGCGGCCGCAGCGAGUAGUGCGGCUCAGGCGGGUGGAGCCAAGUCGGCAGCGGGGAGGUCGGUGCUGGGCAUGGGGAUGGGAGCGAUGAUGGGUUUGGCGGGGUUCGUGGGGGUAUUGGCGUUAUGA
This is a messenger RNA of Dioszegia hungarica, 1704 nucleotides long. Its product is annotated as aspartic peptidase domain-containing protein. The coding region runs from base 1 to 1704 and encodes 567 amino acids. NCBI's taxonomy places the organism in Eukaryota, Fungi, Basidiomycota, Tremellomycetes, Tremellales, Bulleribasidiaceae. The transcript has 5 exons. Gene Ontology annotation, biological process: proteolysis. The record is from RefSeq and is a predicted model, not a curated record. Gene Ontology annotation, molecular function: aspartic-type endopeptidase activity.